AUGGACCAACAAAUUUUAAAUAGCUCAUUCGGAUUUUCAGAGCCUAGUAAACUUCCUGGAUCAGAUAAAGUAGUACUUCAUUUAAUAGUAGGUAAUGAAGCUUUUUGUCUAUACAAACAUAUCAUGAAGCCAUGCACCAGAAAAACAGCGAGUGAAAAUCAUGUAGAAGCUUAAUUACAGAAGUUAAUUAAGAAGUUAAUUACAAAUUGAGUUGUGCACGAAGAUUUUCAAAAAAUGCAUUAGGGUUAUUGGGUCAAACUUUUAGAAUAUUUUAUCAACCAAUUAAUUUAGAGACUACGACUAUUGAUGAUUUAGUAUGGGUAUUUGCUGUGGUCUACAAUAUAUGCUACGUGAGGAAUAUUUAGAGACAAAUAAACGGCCAUUCUUUAAAUUUGAUACUGCAGAAGAAACACCAAUUAAUAAUAUGAUACCGAUGUCGAUUCGAGGAAGUUGUUCAAGUAUUAAAGGUUUUGAAGCUAGAGAUUUAUACAAAGAAUUUUUCAACAACGAAGGAGCCGUUUCCUGGUAA
Molecule: messenger RNA, 529 nt
Organism: Cinara cedri
Lineage: Eukaryota; Metazoa; Arthropoda; Insecta; Hemiptera; Aphididae
Source: the annotation of a GenBank genome assembly